Closterium sp. NIES-65 is the source of this 3942-nucleotide messenger RNA. Lineage: Eukaryota; Viridiplantae; Streptophyta; Zygnematophyceae; Desmidiales; Closteriaceae. The record is from the annotation of a GenBank genome assembly.
AUGUGCCAGUAUCUCGAAGCACUGGUGACAUCUGGGUUCAUAACCGUGAGAGAGCACAUAUCGUUCAAGGGGGUGAGCGCUGAGAGGUACCGCCACAAAAUGCGUGGGGAUCUUUGUUCUCAUGCCGAGGGAACGCUGAUUCCCGAGCUGCAGCGCCAGGGUCUCCGCAUACCUCUGCAGCCUGUUCCCGUUAUCGACGACAACGGAUACAUCUGCGUCGACCCUCCCGUGCACAUCCGAAGAGAGCUGCUAGACCACAAGGAGAAGUUUGCUGUGAUUGAGCACGACAUACAGGUUCUGACGGCCAAGAUCGAGUAUCUGGCCAUCCGCAAAGGCGUGACGUCGGACGAGCUGGACGCAGGGGCGCGCCAACACCUUGGUGUCGUGGUGGACACGCUGGUAGAGUCGGCGACUCCACGCAAGCACGCUAAAGCAGACCCUACCGCGGACAGAAGUGGCCCAAUGGAAGUCGCGCAGACUCCACUGACGCGUGCACUGGCGGCAGUGCCAUCAAUCUCUCCCUGUCUUGCACCUCACACACUUGCCGUGAAAGAUAUCCAAGUUACUGCCGGAGACGCGACACCUGCUGUGGUCAGGCAACAACAGCGCGACCAUCUUGCAGUGGCUUUGCGCAGCCGCGCUAAGACUCCCGUGCCCGCAGCUCCAGGUAACUCCGGAAGGGUCGCAAGGAGCGGCCGAACGGGAGUUAUGUGGAACGCAGAGACGCAGAGGUACUACGUCCGGAUCAUAUCUGCUCGCCGUCAGCAGGUUCGUCUGGGGUCGUACGAGGACAAGGACGAGGCGUCAUACGCGUAUGUUGCGGGAGCCGUUGUACUUCGCCCGAACUCACGCAUCAGCUGCACGGUUGAGCUAUCCGACGGUGACAGGCAGGCUUUAGCCGGCUGCACAGAGGAGAUCCUAAGGCUACUCGUGAAGUACAUGCGCUGGAACAGAUGGAGGGAGUGGAGAGCCGCAAUGGCUGGCCUGGACGACGCGCAGCCGGUUGAGACCCGUUCGCGGCGAAAGGGCAGAGUGUCCCGGGCCAUUAGUGACGUUGAGGAGGUGGAGGCGAUCACGCAGACUACAGAGGACCAGCCUAUGGCUGAAGAGCCAGAGGACCGAACAGAGGACUACACGGAUGACGAUGAGUCCGUUGACGAUGAUGCUGUCGCCAACGCUGUCGGGGCCGUCGACGCGGAGGCAGCCUGCACGCCCAUUGUCGCCAACGCACCGCAAGGGGAGGAGGACACCGAGGCUGUGAAGGAACGCCUGAUAGACGAGUUAAUGGAAGGCGAAGAUGAGGACGACGAGGAAGGAAACGGUGGUGGUCAGUCGUCAAGCAACGAUCCGUGUGGCGAGAACGGAUCAGAGGAGGAGCAGGCCACAAAAGCGCCACAUUCGAGGAAGCGGAUAGAUGCAGCCGAUGGCCACGUCACACGCGAGGAAUUUGAUGCGUUGCGUGAUUCCCAUAAUGAUACCGCGAAGACACUGGCUCGUCUUGAGUCACACGUACUGACCAUCAUCCGCCUUGGCGAACGGCGUAAGCGCAAGCGGGCGUCCACAAGUGCCGCAGCUUCGCUAGGCCGGGAAGCUUUGAAGCGGAAACGCCAGUCAGAUGAUGACGAAGAAUCCACGUGCUAUGAGGACGACUUGCCGGCGAAAGUGGCACGGCACGCGCGUCACGACAAGUCGCCAGUGCUCCAAACCGCCCUUGACAUCCUUCCAGCGGAUAAGGCUUGGAAGCCCUCAUUUCCCCUCUCGUCGCCCUCGUUUCCCUCCCCAUCGCCCACAUUUCGCUACCUGUCGCUCACAAUUCCCUCCAUCCUCCCUUCCUCUCAUCCGCCCUUCCUCUCGUCCGCCCUUCUCUCACAUCCUCUCUCCCUCUUAUCCGCCCCUCAUAUCGUCCUCAUUUCCACUCGUCCUCCCUACCCUUCUUUCGCCACGCGCCCUCAUCCGCCCUCCACCUCAUCCGCCCUCCCCCUCGUCCACCCUCCCUCUCAUCCACCCUUCUUCUCGUCCUCCCUCCCCCUCAUCCAGCCUCCCCCUCAUCCGCCCUUCAUCUCAUCCUCCCUUCUCUCAUCCAACCUUCCUCGCAUCCCCCCUUCCUCUCAUCCUCCUUUCCUCUCAUACAACCUCCCUCUCAUCCUCCUCUCCUCUCAUACAACCUCCCUCUCAUCCUCCUCUCCUCUCAUCCGCCCUUCCUCUCAUCCGCCCUUCCUCUCAUCCGCCCUUCAGGCUCUCAUCCUCUCUCCUUCUCAUCGUCUCUCCCUCUCAUUCGCCCUUCAUCUCGUGCUCCCCUCAACUCAUAUUCCCUCCCCUACUUCAGCCCCCCCCCCCCCCCUCAUCCGCCAUCCCUAUCAUCCACCAUUCCUCGCGUCCACCCUUCCUCGCAUCCUCCUGCCCUGCUUCCUUCCUCGCAUCUGCCCUUCCUCUCAUCCACCCUUCCUCCUUCUCUCCCAUCCUCUCUCCUUCUCAUACUCCCUUUCUCUCGUCCUCCCUUCCUCUCAUCCCCCCCUCCUCUCAUCCUCCUUUCCACUCAUCUCCCUUUCCUGUCAUCCUCCCAUCCCCACAUCCGCCCUUCCUCUCAUCCGCCCUUCCUCUCAUCCGCCCUUCUCUCCCAUCCUCUCUCCUUCUCAUACUCCCUUUCUCUCAUCCUCCCUUCCUCCCCUUCCAUUCCUCUCAUCCUCCUUCCCUCUCAUCCGCCCUUCCUCUCAUCCGCCCUUCCUCUCAUCCGCCCUUCGCGCUCUCAUCCUCUCUCCAUCUCAUCGUCUCUCCCUCUCUUCCUCCUUUCCCUCGUCCACCCUUCUUCUCGUCCUCCCUCCCCCUCAUCCGUCCUCCCCCUCAUCCGCCCUUCAUCUCAUCCUCCCUUCCCCUCAUCCGCGCGGCCUCUCAUCCAACCUCCCUCUCAUCCCCCCUUCCUCUCAUCCCCCCUUCCUCUCAUCCUCCCUUCCCCACAUCCGCCCUUCAUCUCAUCCUCUGUUCCCCUCGUCCUCCCUUCCUCUCAUCCCCCUCCUCUCAUCCUCCUUUCCUCUCAUCUUCCUUUCCUGUCAUCCUCCCAUCCCCACAUCCGCACUUCCUCUCAUCCGCCCUUCUCUCCCAUCCUCUCUCCUUCUCAUUCUCUCAUUCUCUCAUACUCCCUUUCUCUCAUCCUCCCUUCCUCUCCCCUUCCAUUCCUCUCAUCCUCCCUUCCUCUCAUCCUCCUUCCCUCUCAUCCGCCCUUCCUCUCAUCCGCCCUUCCUCACAUCCGCCCUUCACACUCUCAUCCUCUCACCUUCUUAUCGUCUCUCCCUCACAUCCUCCUUUCUCUCAUCCACCCUUCUUCUCGUCCUCCCUCCCCAUCAUCCGCCCUCCCCCUCAUCCGCCCUUCAUCCCAUCCUCCCUUCCCCCCAUCCGCCCUUCAUCUCAUCCUCUGUUCCCCUCUUCCCCCCUUCCUCUCGUCCUCCUUCCCUCUCAUCCCCCCUUCCUCACGUCCUCCUUUCCUCUCAUCCGCCCUUCCUCACGUCCUCCCUUCCUCUCGUCCUCUCUCCCCUACUUCCGCCCCCUCCUCCUCAUCCGUCCUCCCUAUCAUCCACCCUUCCUCUUGUCCACCCGUCUUCUCGUCCUCCCACCCCCUCAUCCGCCCUUCAUCUCAUCCUCCCUUCCCCACAUCCGCCCUUCAUCUCAUCCUCCCUUCCCCACAUCCGCCCUUCAUCUCAUCCUCCCUUCCCCACAUCCGCCCUUCAUCUCAUCCUCUGUUCCCCUCGUCCUCCUUUCCUCUUAUCCUCCUUUCCUGUCAUCCUCCCAACCCCACAUCCGCCCUUCCUCACAUCCGCCCUUCCUCUCAUCCGCCCUUCCUCACAUCCGCCCUUCCUCUCAUCCGCCCUUCCUCACAUCUGCCCUUCCUGCCCCCCUCCCCUCAAUUUCAUCAGGUACACAUCACUUCUGCCCUUCUCCCCCAACUAG